Molecule: messenger RNA, 2365 nt
Organism: Dreissena polymorpha
Lineage: Eukaryota; Metazoa; Mollusca; Bivalvia; Myida; Dreissenidae
Product: heat shock protein 70 B2-like
Exons: 1
Coding region: 216-2123 (635 amino acids)
Biological process (GO): cellular response to unfolded protein; protein refolding
Cellular component (GO): cytoplasm
Molecular function (GO): misfolded protein binding; ATP hydrolysis activity; ATP binding
Source: RefSeq, a predicted model, not a curated record
AGUGCCUCGCGGUCGUAUAUAAUCAAGUUCAUGGAACUUAACGGGCAAUUCAAUCGAAAACUGGAAACGUACUGAUAAAUGAAGUGAAAAUAUUCGACAGAACAGAAAACUUCAAUAGCAAACAGAGAAACGCGACAGGGAAAGAAGUAAACCGAAAAGAUAACAAAUAAGUGAAUUAACAUAACAUAUCUACAGAACAUAUUCGACAGAAAACAAUGAGUGGAAAAACUCCAGCGAUCGGCAUUGACCUAGGCACUACGUACUCGUGCGUCGGGGUGUUUCAGCACGGGAAAGUGGAGAUAAUCGCUAAUGACCAAGGAAACCGCACCACGCCCAGCUAUGUGGCGUUCACGGACUCCGAAAGACUGAUAGGAGAUGCUGCGCAAAACCAGGCCGCCAUGAACCCGGAAAACACCAUUUUCGAUGCCAAGCGUCUUAUCGGUCGAGAAUACAGCGAUGCCAACGUCCAGAGCGACAUGAAGCACUGGCCGUUCAGGGUUGUAAGUGAGAGCGGAAAACCGAAGAUUGAGGCGGCAUACAAGGGUGAGACGAAGCGGUUCGCACCGGAAGAGAUCAGCUCUAUGGUGCUGACAAAAAUGAAAGAGACAGCAGAGGCUUACCUGGGGAGCAGAGUCCGUGACGCCGUCAUCACCGUGCCGGCGUAUUUCAAUGACGCCCAGCGGCGAGCAACUAAAGACGCCGGAGCCAUUGCAGGAUUAAAUGUGCUCAGAAUCAUCAACGAGCCGACAGCCGCCGCCCUGGCGUAUGGACUUGAUAAGAACCUCAAGGGAGAAAAGAACGUGCUCAUAUUUGACCUCGGCGGUGGUACAUUUGAUGUGUCCAUACUGACCAUCGACGAGGGUUCGCUGUUUGAAGUUCGAUCCACAGCCGGCAACACGCAUCUCGGAGGUGAAGACUUUGAUAAUCGAAUGGUGAGCCAUUUCGUGCAAGAGUUUAAUAGAAAACAUGGCAAGGACAUAAGCAAGAACGCAAGAAGCAUUCGCCGCCUGAGAACUGCCUGUGAGCGCGCCAAGAGGACACUGUCUAGUGGAACGGAAGCGAGCAUAGAGAUCGACUUAUUGUACGAAGGUCUUGACUUUUACACAAAGAUAACACGCGCCCGGUUUGAGGAGCUGUGCGCGGACCUCUUCCGGGCCACCUUAGAGCCGGUGGAGAAAGCGCUGCGAGAUGCCAAGCUGGACAAGUCCCGGAUACACGAGGUAGUGUUGGUCGGUGGCUCGACUCGCAUCCCUAGGGUCCAGAAGCUUCUACAGGAGUUCAUGAACGGCAAGGAGCUCAACAAGUCGAUCAACCCGGAUGAGGCGGUGGCGUACGGUGCCGCUGUCCAGGCCGCUAUCUUGUCCGGCGACCGCUCGGAGGCGAUCAAGGAUGUCCUGCUUGUGGAUGUAGCGCCGCUUUCGCUGGGCAUCGAGACCGCGGGAGGCGUAAUGACCAAACUGAUUGAACGAAACACCAAGGUGCCGACGAAGGCUACACAGACAUUCACCACAUACGCCGACAACCAGCCGGCGGUCACCAUCCAGGUUUACGAAGGCGAGCGGGCCAUGACCAAGGACAACAAUCGACUCGGCACUUUUGACCUCACGGGAAUCCCACCCGCAUCCAGAGGCGUGCCUCAGAUUGAGGUCACGUUUGAUAUCGACGCUAACGGCAUCAUGAAUGUGACGGCGGAGGACAAGAGCACUAAGCGUAGAAACAACAUCACGAUCACGAACGACAAGGGUCGUCUUUCCAAGGACGACAUCGAACGAAUGGUGAACGAUGCGGAGAAAUAUCGUGAGGAGGACGAGAAACAGCGAGAGCGAGUCAACUGCAGAAGCAAACUGGAAAACUACGUGUUUGGCGUCAAGCAAGCGGUCGCUGUGGCCGAUGAGAGCAAAGUGUCGUCUGCGGACAAAGACAAAGUGAACCGGAUAUGCGAGGAGUGCUCGAGGUGGCUGGACAAUAACUCGCUGGCGGACAGAGACGAGUUCGAACACAAACUGGAGGAGGUUCAGAAGCAGUGCGCACCCAUCAUGGUCAAACUGCAUGGCGGUCAAGGCCAGACAGGCGCUACCGGAAAUUCCGGGCGUAAGGGGCCGACUGUGGAGGAAAUGGACUAACUGUAAUCUCUCACUUUAAUCUAUUCUGUAUAUAUAAACUUUUAUUUAUAAUUUACAUGUGGUGUUCCAACUGGAUGUUCAUGUAUUAGUUUUCAAUAUUAUUAUGUUUGAUCAAGUACGUUUUCACACAUUGAUAUGUACACUUCAGUUUCAUGUUAAGUUUGAUCGUUUACGUAAUCAUACAUUCUAUGUUUACUCACGUUGUUGUAAAUAUUUUGUGGUUGUUUAAUACGUUGCAAUAA